GGGGAAACUAGCCGAGCGCCGAGGUUGGCCAUCGAGGGACUUCGGCCCCGGGGACGGUGUCGGUGGAGCGGCGGCCGGGCUGGGAGGACAACCGACAUGUGGCUCCUCGGUAGCGGGCUCCCCUGCGCUGCCCUCGCCCCGAGGAGCCUCACGAGACUUGUAGCGGAAGGCAAACCGGUGUUUGGAAACCAGCUGAGGACUUCAAGCUCGAAUUCGCUGCCAGAAGCCCAGAUGGGACAUUUUCAAGAGGGACCCGAUUUGAAAGAUUUCAUAUCUGGGGAACUUUCGGACAAAGCCAAGUGGGCGGAAUACAAAGGCAAUUUAAAGCGUCAAAAAGGAGAAAGGUUAUGGCUCCCUCCCUGGUUGAAAACCGAGAUCCCCGUUGGGAAAAACUAUAAUAAACUGAAGAACACGUUGCGCCAUUUAAAUCUACAUACGGUGUGUGAGGAGGCCAGGUGUCCAAACAUUGGGGAAUGCUGGGGGGGAGGAGAAUAUGCUACCGCUACAGCCACUAUCAUGCUAAUGGGGGACACGUGUACGAGGGGCUGUCGCUUCUGCUCGGUGAAGACAUCACGAAACCCUCCCCCGUUGGACCCCGAGGAACCGUAUAACACGGCAAAAGCAAUUGCAGAAUGGGGACUGGAUUAUGUAGUGUUGACCUCUGUGGACAGGGAUGAUCUUUCCGAUGGAGGCGCAGAACAUUUUGCCAAGACCGUCUCCCACUUAAAAGAAAGGAAUCCCAACAUUCUGGUUGAAUGCUUGACGCCGGACUUCCGAGGGGAUCUCGGCGCGGUGGAGAAAGUGGCUUCGUCUGGAUUAGAUGUCUAUGCCCACAAUGUGGAGACCGUUCCCGAAUUGCAGAGCAAAGUUCGCGAUCCACGGGCAAAUUUUGAGCAAUCCGUUCGCGUGUUGAAGCACGCCAAGGAGGUUCAGCCCAACGUGAUUUCUAAAACGUCGAUCAUGCUUGGCCUGGGGGAGACGGACGAACAGUUGCAUGCCACCCUGGAAAGAUUACGUGAAGCCGAUGUGGAUUGUUUGACCUUGGGACAGUAUAUGCAGCCAACAAAACGGCAUCUGAAGGUGGAAGAAUAUGUUGCUCCGGAGAAAUUUAAACACUGGGAGAAAGUUGGAAACAGCCUCGGAUUUCAUUACACAGCCAGUGGGCCUCUUGUGCGUUCUUCUUACAAAGCAGGUGAAUUUUUCUUGAAAAACUUAAUCCACAAGAGAAAGAAGAAGGACAUCUGAUGCGUCUUAAGACCGAGAAGAAGAAUCCCACUCUUGUGUUCUAGAUGGCAGCAUCACGGAUAAAUCCAAUAAAAACAACUCGGAAAGCUUUCGUUGCUUUAUAAAAAAAAAAAAGAAUACAAAAUAUUUUAUUUUGUUCCUGGACCCUGACACGCUCUGAUAUUGUACAAAACAAAGAUAUCACUCAUUAUCCAAUAACUAGCAUCCAGAUACAUCAAGAAAAACAGAGGUAGAAUGAG
This is a messenger RNA of Thamnophis elegans (Western terrestrial garter snake), 1484 nucleotides long. RefSeq names its product lipoic acid synthetase (gene LIAS). The coding region runs from base 97 to 1245 and encodes 382 amino acids. Gene Ontology annotation, biological process: lipoate biosynthetic process. NCBI's taxonomy places the organism in Eukaryota, Metazoa, Chordata, Lepidosauria, Squamata, Natricidae. The transcript is spliced from 11 exons. Gene Ontology annotation, molecular function: lipoate synthase activity; 4 iron, 4 sulfur cluster binding. Gene Ontology annotation, cellular component: mitochondrion. The record is from RefSeq and is a predicted model, not a curated record.